AUGCCCAUGAAACUUGAAGGAAGCUGCCAGUGCGGCGGGGUGCAAUUUACUCUCGAUUCUCAAACGCCUGUUCCUUAUCAGCUUUGUGCAUGCAGCAUUUGCCGCAAGGUUGGUGGCUAUAGCGGCAGUGUCAACCUAGGAGGUAUCGCGGAUAGCCUCAAAAUCAUCAAGGGAAAGGAUCUCAUUAAGAAAUACAACGCCAUAAAGGACCGUGGCACUCCCAACGAGGCAAAAUGUUCGUCUGAACGCAACUUCUGUUCCAAUUGCAGUACUAUGCUCUGGCUGUGGGACCAUCACUGGCCGGAGCUCAUCCAUCCUUUCGCAUCUGCCAUCGACACCGAGUUGCCGGUCCCAGACGAGAUGGUUUGUGUCUUGGCAAACUCCAAACCAUCCUGGGUACGGUGGCCCGAAGGCAAGAAAUCGGUGCAUGAUGUCUACGGCGACGACAGCAUUGAAGGGUGGCACAAGAAACAUGGUCUAUUCAUGGAAUGA
This is a messenger RNA of Aspergillus lentulus, 492 nucleotides long. RefSeq names its product GFA family protein. Lineage: Eukaryota; Fungi; Ascomycota; Eurotiomycetes; Eurotiales; Aspergillaceae. The record is from RefSeq and is a predicted model, not a curated record. Gene Ontology annotation, molecular function: carbon-sulfur lyase activity.